ACACAGAAAUGUUCUUUAUUUCCUGUGCAGGACAUGGAAAUGUGCGGCUGGCUCAUCUUUCCUUCGUCAGGUGAUUGAGAGGCCGAGGAACACAAUUCUGAUUUCAACAAUGCCGAGAAGCUGAGGCGAUUAAACCUGCUCGGUGUUGGGAAAGCUGCUCCUUUGGGAGAAAGGGAUGUCAUGAAAUAACACACUGCAGUCAGCCUUGAGGUUAAGAGGAAACUUUUAAAAGAGAAAAAAAGAGUUUUUCCAGACUGAAGCUGAAGACUUGGGAAGAAUACACGAAAUGUCUUCGGAAGGGAAAAAGCUUUUCAACAUCAUUAUUUUGGGAGUCUCAUUUAUGUUUAUAUUCACUGCUUUCCAAUCCUGUGGAAAUAUCGCGCAAACUGUUAUCACGAAUUUAAACAACACAGACUUUCAUGGCAGUGGCUACACGAGCAUGUCCAUUAUUUAUGGAGUACUGUCUGCAUCAAAUCUUAUAUCACCUUCGCUGGUUGCAAUAGUGGGACCUCAAUUCUCCAUGGUUGUUAGUGGUGUGUUUUAUAGCCUAUACAUUGCAGUCUUUAUCCAGCCAGCUACAUGGGCUUUCUACACUGCCUCUGUGCUUAUUGGCAUUGCAGCUGCUGUCCUCUGGACAGCCCAGGGAAAUUGCUUGACUGAAAAUUCUGAUGAAAACACCAUUGGAAGGAACAGUGGAAUAUUUUGGGCACUCCUACAGUUCAGCUUGAUUUUUGGAAAUCUGUAUAUAUACCUCGCAUGGCAAGGAAAAACUCACAUAUCAGAGAGCGAUCGCAGGACUGUCUUCAUUGCUCUGACUGUUAUCAGUCUUGUGGGCACAGUUCUGUUCUUUCUGAUUAGGAAAAAAGAGGACACAAAAGCUCCAGGGGAUGAUGAUUCCACUAAUGAAAUCCUGGGGGAGAGCUCGUCUGCAGGAAACAAAAUGAUGAGAGCAGUGGCUGCCUUCAAGAAAUCUAUUACACUGAGCUUCACCAAAGAGAUGCUGCUUCUCAGUGUUACCACAGCCUACACAGGUUUGGUGUUAACAUUCUUUUCUGGAGUGUAUGGAACGUGCAUUGGUGCUGUGAAUAGGUUUGGCAGUGAAGAGAAAAGCCUGAUUGGUCUCUCUGGUAUUUUUAUUGGUGUUGGAGAAAUCUUGGGGGGAGGAAUCUUUGGCUUGCUGAGCAAGAAGAUUCGCUCUGGCAGGAACCCAGUGGUGAUGCUGGGCAUCCUUGUCCACUUCAUAGCCUUUUAUUUAAUUUUUUUCAACAUGCCAAAUGAUGCCCCCAUUGCUCCUAUGGAAGGAACAGAUAAAGUUGCUUAUAUGAUUCCAAGCAAAGAGGUGGCCAUGCUCUGCAGCUUCCUGCUGGGGCUGGGGGACAGCUGCUUCAACACCCAGCUCCUCAGUAUUUUGGGAUUCCUGUACUCAGAGGACAGUGCUCCUGCCUUUGCCAUCUUUAAGUUUGUUCAGUCCAUCUGUGCUGCGGUUGCUUAUUUCUACAGCAACUAUUUCCUGCUGCAGUGGCAGCUGCUGAUCAUGGUGCUGGUGGGCUUCUUUGGAACAAUCACCUUCUUCACCGUGGAGUGGGGAGCAGCAGCAGCCCUUGCUGCCCGUGGCUCAGACUACAGCAGCAUCUGAUCCCCGUGCCAGGCCUGCCCUGCCAGGAGGAGCAGCACAAACACGGUUUUUGGGUGUGAAAAUGUGAAAGAGAUGGAGUUGCUUGCAGAGGUUGAGAUGGAGGAAGCUGCUGCUUCAGUCCUGCUGAAUGUGAAGCAGGAGGAAAAAAAAAUGUCACGUUUGAAAGGCUUUUUUUUUCCUUGCUUUGAUCAUCUGAGCGUGGUAUUGUGUUGUUAAAAAUCUGGUAUUGGAAAUGGAAGGAAAUGUAGGGACCCAUGUAUUGAACAAUUCUCUUCUGAGAUGUCCCUUUCAGAAUGUAAUUGCCUAAUUUCACUCUACCAUGCACUACAGAAUUAGUUGGGGGUUUUGUCCCUUAAAUUAUUUUUCCUAUAUUCAAGUUCUGCAGACAUUUGAAUUCCUGUAUUGAAUGAAUGAUAUUUUUAUAAGGUAGAUUAUAUUGCAGAUCGUGUCUGCACAGCUGAGAAAUCAAUUUGGCAUUGAAUUUUUCAACAAUUAGAUGUGAGGAAGUAUUUCUAUGGGAAAUGUUGCCUUAUUCUGUGUCCCUCAGCUCCUUGUUUCCCAACCAUUUGUUUAUUAAUCUAUCUCAUGUGAUUAAGUUGUCA
Cyanistes caeruleus (blue tit) is the source of this 2238-nucleotide messenger RNA. It is a transcript of the gene MFSD11, whose product is annotated as major facilitator superfamily domain containing 11. The record is from RefSeq and is a predicted model, not a curated record. NCBI's taxonomy places the organism in Eukaryota, Metazoa, Chordata, Aves, Passeriformes, Paridae.